Messenger RNA from Orycteropus afer afer, 3102 nucleotides. RefSeq names its product nodal modulator 1. Bases 1 to 3102 code for a protein of 1033 amino acids. The transcript has 26 exons. The record is from RefSeq and is a predicted model, not a curated record. Gene Ontology annotation, molecular function: carbohydrate binding. Gene Ontology annotation, cellular component: endoplasmic reticulum membrane. Lineage: Eukaryota; Metazoa; Chordata; Mammalia; Tubulidentata; Orycteropodidae.
AUGCGGACAGGCUGGAGCUUGAGGCCGCCGGGGCCGAUAGUGGUUGCGGUCGUGCUGCUCCUGAGCGGCGUGGGGCCGGCGUACGGCUCCGAGGAUAUCGUAGUGGGUUGCGGGGGCUUCGUCAAGUCGGACGUGGAGAUCAACUACUCGCUCAUCGAGAUAAAGUUGUACACCAAGCAUGGGACUUUGAAAUACCAGACAGACUGUGCCCCAAACAACGGUUACUUUAUGAUCCCCUUGUAUGAUAAGGGAGAUUUCAUUCUGAAGAUUGAGCCUCCCCUGGGGUGGAGUUUUGAGCCAACAAACGUGGAACUCUACGUGGAUGGUGUCAGUGAUAUCUGCACGAAGGGAGGAGACAUCAACUUUGUGUUCACGGGAUUCUCUGUGAAUGGCAAGGUUCUCAGCAAAGGGCAGCUCCUGGGGCCCGCAGGAGUUCAGGUUUCUCUCAGAAACACAGGGACUGAGGCAAAGAUCCAGUCAACAGUUACACAGCCUGGUGGCAAGUUUGCAUUUUUUAAAGUUCUUCCUGGAGAUUAUGAAAUUCUGGCAACUCAUCCAACCUGGGCAUUGAAGGAGGCUAGUACCACUGUACGUGUAACCAACUCCAAUGCCAAUGUGGCCAGUCCCCUCAUAGUUGCUGGUUAUAAUGUGUCUGGCUCGGUCCGAAGUGAUGGGGAGCCUAUGAAAGGAGUGAAGUUUCUUCUGUUUUCUUCUUUUGUAACCAAAGAGGAUGUCCUGGGCUGCAAUGUCUCUCCAGUACAUGGGUUCCAGCCCCAAGAUGAGACUCUGAUGUAUUUGUGUUACGUGGUCUCCAAAGAAGAUGGCUCGUUCUCCUUCUAUUCCUUGCCAAGUGGGGGCUAUACUGUGGUUCCAUUCUAUAGAGGGGAGAGGAUUACUUUUGACGUUGCUCCUUCCAGACUUGAUUUUACAGUAGAACAUGACAGCCUAAAAAUUGAGCCCGUGUUCCACGUCAUGGGGUUCUCCGUCACUGGCAGGGUUUUGAAUGGACCUGAGGGAGAAGGUGUUCCAGAGGCAGUAGUCACUCUGAAUAAUCAAAUCAAAGUGAAAACAAAAGCUGAUGGCUCAUUCCGCCUGGAGAACAUAACAACAGGGACAUACACCAUCCAUGCUCAGAAAGAGCACCUCUACUUUGAAACAGUUACUAUCAAAAUUGCACCUAACACACCUCAGCUGGCUGACAUCAUUGCAACAGGGUUCAGUGUCUGUGGUCAGAUAUCAAUCAUCCGCUUCCCUGACACAGUCAAGCAGAUGAGUAAAUACAAAGUUGUCCUGUCCUCUCAAGACAAGGACAAGUCUUUGGUCACCGUGGAGACAGAUGUUCAUGGAUCAUUUUGUUUUAAAGCAAAACCGGGAACCUACAAUGUCCAGGUGAUUGUUCCUGAGGUGGAGACCAAAGUGGGGCUGACGCUGAAACCCCAGAUGUUUCCUCUCACAGUGACUGACAGGCCUGUGAUGGAUGUGGCUUUCGUGCAGUUUUUGGCAUCUGUUUCUGGGAAAGUCUCUUGUUUGGACACCUGUGGUGACCUGCUGGUGACCCUGCAGUCCCUGAGCCGCCAGGGCGAGAAGCGGAGCCUCCAGCUCUCUGGCAAGGUCAACUCGAUGACUUUCACAUUUGAUAAUGUGCUUCCUGGAAAAUAUAAAAUAAGCAUCAUGCACGAGGACUGGUGCUGGAAGAACAAGAGUCUGGAGGUGGAAGUUCUGGAAGAGGAUGUAUCAGCGAUUGAGUUUAGGCAGACGGGCUAUAUGCUGAGAUGCUCCCUUUCUCAUGCAAUCACUCUGGAAUUUUAUCAGGAUGGAAAUGGACCCGAGAAUGUGGGGAUUUAUAACCUCUCCAAAGGAGUCAACCGAUUUUGCCUGUCUAAGCCUGGUGUGUAUAAAGUGACCCCUCGCUCCUGCCACCGGUUUGAGCAAGCUUUCUACACCUAUGACACGUCUUCACCUAGUAUCUUGACGUUGACAGCCAUUCGCCACCAUGUCCUUGGGACUAUCACCACUGACAAAAUGAUGGAUGUCACCGUGACAAUCAAGUCUUCCAUUGACAGUGAGCCUGCCUUAGUCUUAGGUCCUCUGAAGUCUGUGCAGGAGCUCCGGAGAGAGCAGCAGCUAGCUGAAAUUGAGACCCGCAGGCAGGAGAGGGAGAAAAACGGCAAAGAAGAAGGUGGAGAAGGGAGGACCAAACCUCUUGUGCAGGAGAUGGUAGAUGAAUUACAAGGCCCCUUCUCAUAUGAUUUCUCUUAUUGGGCACGGUCUGGAGAGAAAAUCACUGUUACACCUUCGUCUAAAGAGCUUCUCUUUUAUCCCCCUUCAAUGGAAGCCGUUGUCAGUGGAGAAAGCUGUCCAGGGAAGCUGAUCGAGAUCCAUGGGAAGGCUGGCUUGUUUUUAGAAGGCCAGAUCCACCCCGAGUUGGAAGGAGUUGAGAUUGUCAUUAGUGAAAAGGGGGCAAGCUCACCCCUGAUCACAGUCUUCACUGAUGACAAGGGUGCCUAUAGUGUUGGACCCUUGCACAGUGAUCUAGAGUAUACUGUGACCUCACAGAAGGAGGGCUAUGUGUUGACUGCUGUGGAAGGAACCAUAGGAGACUUUAAGGCUUAUGCCUUGGCAGGCAUAAGCUUUGAGAUAAAAGCUGAAGAUGACCAACCCCUCCCUGGGGUCCUCUUGUCCCUCAGUGGUGGCGUGUUUCGUUCCAACCUCUUGACUCAGGACAAUGGCAUUCUGACGUUCUCAAACCUGAGUCCUGGGCAGUAUUACUUCAAACCCAUGAUGAAAGAAUUCCGGUUUGAGCCGUCCUCACAAAUGAUCGAGGUGCAAGAGGGACAGAAUCUGAAGAUCACCAUCACCGGGUACCGGACAGCCUACAGGAAACUGCCUGAGCAAGACAUUGCCCAAGGAUCAUACAUUGCCCUGCCUUUGACGUUACUUGUUCUGUUGGCUGGUUAUAACCAUGAUAAGCUCAUUCCUUUGCUGCUACAGUUGACAAGCCGACUGCAGGGAGUCCGUGCUCUUGGCCAGGCAGCCUCUGACAAUAGUGGCCCAGAAGAUGCAAAAAGACAAACCAAGAAACAGAAGACAAGGCGGACGUGA